Monomorium pharaonis (pharaoh ant) is the source of this 5803-nucleotide messenger RNA. RefSeq names its product early nodulin-75 (gene Cpr100A). Gene Ontology annotation, cellular component: chitin-based extracellular matrix. The record is from RefSeq and is a predicted model, not a curated record. Gene Ontology annotation, molecular function: structural constituent of chitin-based larval cuticle. The transcript is spliced from 3 exons. Lineage: Eukaryota; Metazoa; Arthropoda; Insecta; Hymenoptera; Formicidae. The coding region runs from base 2169 to 2894 and encodes 241 amino acids.
AGGUGUACCUUGUUAAAUGUUAUUUCUAUCAAAUUUUAAUGAUAAAAACUGUAUUAAACCAAAUUAAAUAAAUUUAUUUAAUAGCACUUCAGAAUUAGAGUUUGAUGAGAUGUCACGCCCGAUAGUCAAGUUCUCACACUCUUUCAAAUUGUGUCGAAGCAUUAUAUUUUUGGUGUUUAUUUUUUAUAUAAUAUUUAGUUUCUAACAUAUUCAUCUCGUGUUAAAUUAACACAAAAAUGUGAGUGAACCGUUUGGAACAUCCGAUACAUGUAAAAUCUAACACAAAUUUUCCAUCCUAACGUGCAUUCGAGUGUAAUGCGGGAAAAAAUCGCGCCGUUUGGAAUAGGCGAAUAAAAUAGCGAAACAGGAUAUGCCCCGACCAAGGAGUUUUAUAAUCUGUACGUUUACUUUACGCCGCGCGAUUGCGCGAUGCAGAGAUAAUCGUAAAUGGGGAAAAAUGUCUAAAAGCUUUGAGACCGGGAGCAAUGAGAUCCGCACUUUCGCCGUCCUUAUUCAAUUAUUGAGGAAAUCUGAAACAGGCAAAGUCUAUAUUACGCCCCAGUUAAUGUAUGCGCGCCAAGAGGCAAUUAAAAUGCAUUAGGCUUGAUUUUCCUGAAGUCCCGCGCGCUCCGCGUCGAUUCCAAUUUGACGAUGCGGUAAUAGGCGUAAAAACUCAUUGCCGCAAUCGUAACAUCACGAGUGAAAUCGAAGAUCUAAUUAUUACUACGGGAAAAACGUAAGGAGAAAAUAUACUUGUUUUUUUUUUACUUCAACGAGAGCUUUGAUAUUCGAACAAGAAAGAGAAGUAGUAAUUUCAAAGAUUCGCGCGAGUGACGCCAACCUCGAAGAAUGUUCUAAGUUUCGGCACGAUUGCCGUUAUACCUCCGAUAAUCUAUUGGAAGUCGGUAACAGCGUUCAGUAAAGUCGGUAUAUAAUCUACUGUUGUGUAUCGAGGCGAUAGGCCUCAGAAUUAAAUCUCUUCAGCAUUAUAAAUUCUCAAAUUUUUCUAUCUUUUCUAUCUUUUCGAUCUUGACACUUGCUCAGCGCUUCUCAGUUCAAUACAUUUGUAAACUUGAAACACAUAAUAAAUUUUAAUACUUUUAUUAUAUAUAAUUGUAUAUAAUUAUAUAUAAUUAUUUGAGUAGACAAUAUUCUUUUCUGUUGAAACAUUUGUUACUUUCUUUGUGGAUUUUAUAUCUUUAUUAUAUUCUGAUCUUGAAUAGAACUUACAUUUAUAAAAGGUUUAAUUAAAGAAGUAAAUAAGCAACCGCGCAACUCAUUUGUGUAAAUAAUGAAGGUAAAAGAUCAGAAGUUGAUCACAACGCAAAGUAAAAAGUGUAAAGUAGUAAUCCCUCGCAGGACUUUAACCAACAAAACUCUUAUAAAAUUUAAAAAUAAUUUUGUUACUUUAUGCGUUAUACUUCUUUGAAAACAUGGAUGUAGCUUUUAUUAUCAAAACAUUCACGUUACAGUAAAAAAAAGUUAUGCACUCUUCGGUGUGUGUGUGUGUGUGUAUGUGUGUGUGUGUGUCUUACAUACGUGCGUACAUGCAUGCAUGCAAGAUUACGCAAAGAAGAAUCACGUCAAGAAUACUGUCGAUUAUUAAAAAAUGACUUACAAAUUACUUACAAAGUUCCAUGUUUUUAAAAUAAUUCUUUGAAAAUAACUAUAUAAGCUAUAAACAUAAAUCAAUUAAAUUAAUUAAAUACGUUUCUAUAGAAGUGCAGAUUGUUUAAUUAUUACAAGUAAAACGCAUAAAAUAAUUUUUUUUAAAAGCCACUUCUUUUCAUUACGGUUUUUUACAGAAGUGUUUUCACGAUAGUUUUCCACAGAAAUACUCGGCAUACAAAUUAGAAGUAAUGUUGUGGGGAUUUUGGAAAUUUCAUAAUAUAAACUGUGUGAGCGGCAUACUCGCGGCUUUCUCGUGAGCAGAGCGAAAUGUCAGCCUAAGUUACCACGCGGAGAGUACGAAUAGAAAACUCGCACAGAAACUGUUCGCAAGGCGUGGUGGAACAUCGAUGUAAUCCGGGACUGGGACGCGCGGGUUGCCAUCAAGGCCUUCUUGCUGGAUCGCCCUGAGCCAAUCUGCCGUAUAAAACGCCCCUCUCAUCGGCUUCUGGGAGCACUGCUGCGCUUCCCACUGUCUAAGAAUUCAUUAUUCCCUCGACAUGUCCGCCUCGAUCAUUAUACUGUUGGGCAUUAUCGUGGGUGUCUCCUGUCAAGCGCCUUAUUACCAAUCGCCUCAUCACGCGGCGAUUUUAAGCGACGCGCGUUAUCUCGGGGGUGAUGGCACUUUCGGUGCCGCAUACUCUCAAGAAGACGGAGUGGAAUUUAAGGAGGAGAGCGACGUAGACGGUAAUCGUCGUGGCUCGUACUCGUACAUCGAUCCAACCGGGCAAAGGCGCACUGUCACCUACACGGCGGGAAAGAACGGAUUCCAAGCGAUCGGGGACCAUAUUCCCAGUGCACCCCCGCAGGUGCCACCGCAGCCGGAGUACGUCCCGCUGGCGCAAUAUAAUCCCCCGGAUUAUCAACCCCCGAGUUACGCAUCGCCACCCCCUCCGCAGUAUCCGCGGCGCUACCAGCCGGAUUACGAGCAGCAACCUGUCGUUUAUCAACCGCAGCCUCUGUUGCAGCCUCUGCCGCAACCUGAACCGCAGCUUCAGCCGCAGUACCGACCGCAGCCGCCGCCUCGCUAUCAUUAUCCCCCGGAGUUGCAAAGCAUACCCUCAUAUGCGCCACCGAAGCCGCGCUAUCGGCCCGAACUCCGCCCCGUCGCGCCGCAAUACAACGCGAUAACGGCGCCGACGGCACCCCGGAAUUUCUACCCGCCUGGAAAGCUCAACUUCAAUCGGACCCCCGACGGCUUCUCCUACACGUUCAGUAAAAGUUGAGUGACACGUUGAGUUUACGAUGUGAAAACCGGUGACAAAAGCUCGCCGAAUUAAAAAAUAAAAAUUUUGAACUUUUAAAAAUGUGGAUGAGUGUAGAAAAAUCAGUACAGAGUGUUCACUUAGAUUUUGCAAAAAAAAAGAUUUUUCUAAAAAUAUUUCCGGAUUUUCCAGAAAUUUUCUUUAAAAAUUUCUCAGGUAAGAUUAGAGAAAUUUUCAAUGCAGCUUUGAAAUAAAUUUAUUUGAUUAUACUUUUCAGUAUUCCUUAAUCAUAUAUACAAUUGCAAAAUAAACCCAUUAAGUUUUGAAUAUUACAUUUAAGAAAAUACUAAAAAAAUAGUAUAAAUUAAAAUACGGCAUAUAACGAUCUAGAAUACACGGAUCUAGCUUACUAGAAGUACAUAAUUUGAAAGAUAAACACAACUAAUUUAGAACAAUGUAUUGUCAUUAAUUUUUUAAUAAAAUCUCGCGGGUCAUACAAGAAGGUACGCGAACAUAUAUACAAUAUUACUAUAAUCGGUUUUGUGUUAUUUAAAAAAAAAGAGUUAAAGAGAUAAUUUUAUUUUUAAAAAUACAAAAUUAAAAUUUAAAAGUAACAUUUCAAAAAUUUUCCUAAAUAUCAGAAAAGUUCUUUAAAAAUUCAUGGUUUUCAAGAAUAAAAAAUUAAUUCUUCGAAAACUACAGAUUUUCGCAGUUUUUCCGGUAAUAGGUAAACAUAAUUUUAUAUGUAAAAAAUAAUUUCUUUCAAAAUCGCGACGUCAACUUUCGUUUUUAUUAUUCACGUUUCAAAUUAAUCCUAAAACUAACGUGCUUGUUAUAAAUAUUAGAUUAUUUCUUUUUUCAUAUUAAUUAUCAAUAAAGUUGUCAAAACAUUGUUUAUUCUCGUAAAAGGUUCUUUAACGAACCAGUUCAGUACCAUUCCUUGUUUGCGCCUGGAAAAUAAAACGUCGAAACUGCACGAAUGGUUUUCAUCUCGUUCAUUCGUGCAAUGCCUGAUGUACCUUGCAUAGCAAUUUCCCGUACAACAAAUGCAAGCACAAUCACAUGCUUCAUGGGGUCGGGUUACUUUCAUCCGGUAACCUUUGCGUUCUCCAUGGUGUUGCAACCGAGAAUCCCACGAUAUCGAAGAAAAUGUGGGAUACGCCCGAUAUACGUAUAUAUACUUUUACAAGAAACGCUGUACUAGACGUGUAUUCAAUCACACGUCUCAAUUUAACUUACAAUUGUAAUUAAAUUUAUUUGAUACAUGUAUUGUAAUAGAAUAAGUUUGACUUUAAUAAUAAAGAUAUAUUUUUUCACGUUAACGAAUUAAAAACGACAAAAUUCCCUUCUUCCUCAUCUUACGAGCAACACAAAAUAAUUGCUAAUAUUUUAAUAUAAAAAAAUACAUCCUUCGUCGCAAUGAAAUUAAAAUUACAUUGCAUAUUUAAAUACAUACGCGAUUAUCGCUAUAUAAAGUACUACAGAAAUAGCGCUUCUCUCGUCGUCUAUCCAUGAAAGACGGCGAAUUACCGGCAGAAAUGGAAGAAAGGAGGGACAAAGGAGCGAUUAUCUUAUUAUCCAGGCUUGCGAGUGAUAAUGCGAAUGCGCCACGCCAUCGUGCGCGUGGAGGGGGAGGCGGGAGGGCAGGAGGGUCUCGGCAAGGGCGAGGAAAUAAAAAUGCGACCAAGUCGAGCCGGUUCGCUAGCCAUUAUUAUUGUUGCCGGUAACACGGGCGGGGCGCGCGAUCUGGCAAGGCGAACGGGCCUGCAUCCGAGCAGGAACUCGGCAACCUUAGGUGGGCAGAAAGAAAUGCAAUUGCCGCUUCGAUGUUUUAGGUCACCCCGACAUUGUCACCGUCGGAAAAUCCGUUACAACGCUAUCGUUUCCCUUAUGGAAAAAUACUAUUGGACUCACAAAAGAACUAUUGAAAAUUGGAAAACCAUUCGCCUUCAAUAUUGUUCACUAUUAAUUUCAAUAAUUUUUUCGCAAGUUCAAUAGUAUUUUUCCAUAAGAGUUGAAUUGAUGGAAGUUACUAACUUUAUCGUCAUUGCGUUGUAAAACUUUCGUCACAAAAUAAAAAAUUUUACGCGCAGAGAUCAACAUCCGCCGAAGCAAUAAAUGCGACGUGAUUCCUUUCGGUCGUGUUUUAUUUAUAAAGGUAUAUUAUUGAGUAUACAUUUCGUUUCGUAUAUAAUUAUGGUAGUAAUAUACAGACUCUGAUUAGCUGCGCGUGACAUCAACAGUAUAAAAGUAGUCUAAAAAAAACAGCUGCUGUAGAGGCAGUGUGGCAUCGAACUGUAUUCGCUCUCCUCAAUAAUACAAGGACGAAAAUGAAAAUAAACGCCGUCUUACCUACAAGUAACUAACUUAUGUCAAUGUUUUAUCUAUGCCGAUGUACCUCCCCAACACGUGAAUUUCAAAAAAUGAUGACGUGAAUAAGUCCCAGAGGAAAGGCACUAUUCUUGCGUCUGGUUCCUCCAAAUCUCUCAACGCGCGGGAAUGCUAUGUAUAGCGUUCAACUUGAAACGCGUAGCUUUUCCCUUUCUUUCGCUUGUAUAGGAAAUUUUCGUAAAGAAAUCCAAGCUACAAAUGCCUGCGUACACUCUCACGCUUACGUACAUUGAACGAUACAUUGAAGCGUGUAACAUCGGCGGCGUUUUCCUUUUUAUUCCCGCAUGCUGGCCCGAGUAAUUUCUAAUUUCUCUAUCGUACGCUAAAUACUAACGUUAGUCGUGAUCAUAACCGAUUUGUAUAGGCGAGUAUUAUCAAUUAUUUAUCUCCUAAACUGCAAACACACACAAAGUGGUUGAACCCAAAGGCAACCUUGUUUCAUAUUUGAUUGCACUUUCUUACACUUUCUGCGUCUUAACAUGCGCGCGAAAAAACAGUACGGCGCACGUGAUGCAAACGAGCGUUGAAAAAAAAAAAAA